AUAUUCCCUGCCCUGAUCCAAGGUGCCGCUCGGCCUCCCUCCCAGGGAAGACUGCUUCUUGUGUGACACCAGCCAUAGAAAGAGACUCCGAUGGACUUACACCGGGCAGCCUUCAAGAUGGAGAACUCAUCCUACCUCCCCAACCCACUGGCAUCCCCAGCACUGAUGGUCCUGGCGUCCACGGCUGAGGCCAGCCGCGAUGCUUCCAUACCUUGUCAGCAGCCACGACCCUUUGGUGUACCUGUCUCAGUAGACAAGGACGUGCAUAUUCCAUUCACCAACGGUUCCUAUACCUUUGCCUCUAUGUACCAUCGGCAAGGUGGGGUGCCGGGCACUUUUGCCAAUCGUGAUUUUCCCCCUUCUUUACUACACCUCCACCCUCAAUUUGCCCCUCCAAAUCUAGAUUGCACCCCAAUCAGUAUGCUGAAUCAUAGUGGUGUGGGGGCUUUCCGUCCCUUCGCUUCCACUGAGGACCGGGAGAGUUAUCAGUCAGCCUUUACGCCCGCCAAACGACUUAAAAACUGCCAUGACACAGAAUCUCCCCACUUGCGCUUCUCAGAUGCAGAUGGCAAGGAAUAUGACUUUGGGACACAGCUGCCAUCUAGCUCCCCCGGUUCACUUAAGGUUGAUGAUACUGGGAAGAAGAUUUUUGCUGUCUCUGGCCUCAUUUCGGAUCGGGAAGCUUCAUCUAGCCCAGAGGAUCGGAAUGACAGAUGUAAGAAAAAGGCAGCAGCACUGUUUGACAGCCAGGCCCCUAUUUGCCCCAUCUGCCAGGUCCUGCUAAGGCCCAGCGAGUUGCAGGAGCAUAUGGAGCAAGAACUGGAACAGCUGGCCCAGCUGCCUGCCAGCAAGAAUUCCCUUCUGAAGGAUGCCAUGGCUCCAGGCACCCCCAAGUCCCUCCUGUUGUCUGCUUCAAUCAAGAGGGAAGGAGAGUCUCCAACAGCAUCACCACACUCCUCUGCCACUGAUGACCUGCACCAUUCAGACAGAUACCAGACCUUCCUGCGAGUGCGAGCCAACCGGCAGACCCGACUGAAUGCUCGGAUUGGGAAAAUGAAACGGAGGAAGCAAGAUGAAGGGCAGGUAUGUCCCCUGUGCAACCGCCCCCUGGCAGGAUCGGAGCAGGAGAUGAGUAGGCAUGUGGAGCAUUGCCUUUCUAAGAGGGAAGGCUCCUGUGUGGCCGAGGAUGAUGCCGUGGAUAUCGAGCAUGAGAAUAGCAACCGCUUUGAGGAAUAUGAGUGGUGCGGGCAGAAGCGGAUACGGGCCACCACUCUCCUGGAAGGUGGUUUCCGAGGCUCUGGCUUCGUCAUGUGCAGCGGCAAGGAGAAUCCGGACAGUGAUGCUGACCUGGAUGUGGAUGGGGAUGACACUCUGGAGUAUGGGAAGCCACAAUACACAGAAGCUGAUGUCAUCCCCUGUACAGGCGAAGAGCCUGGUGAAGCCAAGGAGAGAGAGGCACUCCGGGGUGCAGUCCUAAAUGGCGGCCCUCCCAGCACACGCAUCACGCCUGAGUUCUCUAAAUGGGCCAGUGACGAGAUGCCAUCUACCAGCAACGGUGAGAGCAGCAAGCAGGAGGCCAUGCAGAAGACCUGCAAGAAUAGUGACAUCGAGAAAAUCACCGAAGAUUCAGCUGUGACCACGUUUGAGGCCCUGAAGGCUCGGGUCAGGGAACUUGAACGGCAGCUAUCCCGUGGGGACCGUUACAAAUGCCUCAUCUGUAUGGACUCCUACUCGAUGCCCCUAACGUCCAUCCAGUGUUGGCAUGUGCACUGUGAGGAGUGCUGGCUGCGGACCCUGGGUGCCAAGAAGCUCUGCCCUCAGUGCAACACCAUCACAGCGCCGGGAGACCUGCGGAGAAUCUACUUGUGAGCUAGCCACCCCAGCAGGCCUUGCCUGGAGCAGCUCACCUGCCCGCCUCUGUGACGUGACCCUCCCCCUUGUACAUAUUUGCACACAUAUUCCCCGUGUACAUACAUGCACACAUACGUGCACGUUUGUGCACACGCGCACGCACACACACACACACACACACACACACACACACAGGACUCUCUGGAGCCAGAGUGGAGGCUGAGACCCAGGCCUUGCCUGCUGGUUCCCACCAAAACUGAGGACCAUACCUGUUUGGGUUCUGUUCCAGGGUGGGGCAAGGAGGUGGAGGUGAGGGGGAAUAGUUGGGCAAGGCUCCUGAGAUACAGCCCCCAGACUGACAGACGGACAGACAGACAUGCAAACGCCAGACUGAAGCACAUGUAAUAUAGACUGUGUAUGUUUACAAUGUUGUGUAUAAAUGGGACAACCCCUCGAUCCCCGCUCCACCCUCACCCCUUUGGUUGUAUGAUUUUCUUCUUUUUUUUUAAGAACACCUGGAAGCAGUGCCCCCUUCAGGGCUGGCUGGGGGCUCGGCCCAUCCACCUCUCAGGGUGCCUGCCUCUCUCUCCCCCAUGGUAUCCCUUCCCUCUCCCACGUGCUCGGUGUUCAGUGGUGUAUAUUUCUUCCCCCAGACAUGGGGCACAUGCCCCAAGGGACACGAUCCUCUCCUUAGUCUUAGCUCCUGGGGCUCUUUAUAAGGAGUUGGGGGAGAGGGGAGACACAGGAAAUGGGAACUGAGCUGAAGCAGGGGCUGAGAUUGGGGCUGGAUGAGUAUGCUCCUGGCUGCCCAGCCGCCUAUCAAGAACCAUUCCUGGGAUUAGAACUGCUGUUCCCAGGGGAAGUGGUCUCCCCCACCCCUCCCAUGGGCCCCACGGUGUGAUGCUGUGUCUGUAUAUUCUAUACAAAGGUACUUGUCCUUUCCCUUUGUAAACUACAUUUGACAUGGAUUAAACCAAUAUAAAUAGCU
Molecule: messenger RNA, 2839 nt
Organism: Hyaena hyaena (striped hyena)
Lineage: Eukaryota; Metazoa; Chordata; Mammalia; Carnivora; Hyaenidae
Gene: RNF220
Product: ring finger protein 220
Exons: 14
Coding region: 91-1869 (592 amino acids)
Biological process (GO): protein ubiquitination
Molecular function (GO): metal ion binding; ubiquitin protein ligase activity
Source: RefSeq, a predicted model, not a curated record